AAAUGUGAAGAAUGUGACAAAGCCUUUCACUGUCAUUCACAUCUUACUCAACAUACAGUGAUCCAUUCUGAAGAGAAACCCUACAAAUGUGAAGAAUGUGGCAAAGCCUUUCAAUUUCAUUCACUCCUUACUCGACAUAUGAUGAUCCAUACUGGAGAGAAACCCUACAAAUGUGAAGAAUGUGGCAAAGUCUUUCGCUCUCGUUCACAUCUUACUCAACAUACAAUGAUCCAUACUGGAGAGAAACCCUACAAAUGUGAAGAAUGUGGCAAAGCCUUUCACACUCGUUCACAUCUUACUCAGCAUACACUGAUCCAUACUGGAGUGAAACGCUACAAAUGUGAAGAAUGUGGCAAAGCCUUUCGCUCUCAUUCAAAUCUUACUCAACAUACAGUGAUCCAUACUGGAGAGAAACCCUACAAAUGUGAAGAGUGUGGCAAAGCCUUUCACAUUCGUUUACUCCUUACUCGACAUAUGAUAACCCAUACUGGAGAGAAACCCUACAAAUGUGAAGAGUGUGGCAAAGCUUUUCAAUCUUCUAAACAUCUUACUCAACAUACAGUGAUCCAUACUGGAAAGAAACCCUACAAAUGUGAAGAAUGUGGCAAAGCCUUUCAAUUUCAUUCACUCCUUACUCGACAUAUGAUGAUCCAUACUGGAGAGAAACCCUACAAAUGUGAACAAUGCAGCAAAGCCUUUCAUUCUGCUUCACAUCUUACUCAACAUACAGAAAUCCAUACUGGAGUUAAAUGCUACAAAUGUAAAGAAUGUGGCAAAGCCUUUCACUCUCGUUCAAAUCUUACUAAACAUACUGUGAUCCAUACUGGAAUCAAACCCUACAAAUGUGAAGAAUGUGGCAAAACCUUUCACUCUCGUUCAAAACUUACUCGACAUACGAUGAUCCAUACUGGAGAGAAACCCUACAAAUGUGAAGAAUGUGGCAAAGCCUUUUGCUUUCAAGGAGACUUUGCUAGACAUAAGACCAUUCAUACUGGAGAGAAACCCUAUAAAUGUGCAGAAUGUGGCAAAGCCUUUCACACUCGUUCAAAUCUUACUCGACAUACGAUGAUCCAUACUGGAGAGAAACCCUACAAAUGUAAAGAAUGUGGCAAAGCCUUUCACUCUCGUUCCCUCCUUAUUCAGCAUACAGUGAUCCAUACUGGAGAGAAACCCUACAAAUAUUAA
Messenger RNA from Carlito syrichta (Philippine tarsier), 1185 nucleotides. RefSeq names its product zinc finger protein 708-like. The record is from RefSeq and is a predicted model, not a curated record. NCBI's taxonomy places the organism in Eukaryota, Metazoa, Chordata, Mammalia, Primates, Tarsiidae. The annotation marks the transcript as partial. Gene Ontology annotation, biological process: regulation of transcription by RNA polymerase II. The transcript has a single exon. Gene Ontology annotation, molecular function: RNA polymerase II cis-regulatory region sequence-specific DNA binding; DNA-binding transcription factor activity.